Messenger RNA from Camelina sativa (false flax), 585 nucleotides. NCBI's taxonomy places the organism in Eukaryota, Viridiplantae, Streptophyta, Magnoliopsida, Brassicales, Brassicaceae. The record is from RefSeq and is a predicted model, not a curated record.
AUGACUCCGAGAAAGAAGCUGUCAACGCGUCGUCCCAAACGGAAGAAGCCCGAACAAGCUGAAGUAUCGGCUGCUCCCAAUUUGACUGCUCACGAUUCGACUGCUCCCGAUGCGACUGCUCUCGAUGCUCCUGAAGUGGGUGUUGGUUCAGGUUUUGCAAUUAUUCCGUAUAUAGGUUAUGCUGCUCCCUUAGAAGAGCGUGAUUCUUGUCCCUUUGAAGAGUUAGGUGUUGUAAGUGGAGAUGAUUGUGAAGUUGUUGGCGACGAAGAUUGUGAUGAUGUUGGGUACGAGGCUGCUGGAGAGGAAGAUGGUAACCAGGAUAAUAUAAACCAAGUCUUUGAAAAAGAAGAUCAAAACCGUCUUGGUGUUGAAGAACAAUUUUACGAGGACUUUGAAGCAGAGUUUGGAGAGGGUGCAAGAGAAGAUGAAGAUGAGACUGAUAACGAUAGUGGAGAUGAUAUCUUCGAUGACGAAAAGAUUCCUGACCCUUUGUCAGAAAGUGAAGAGGAAGAUAAUGGCCAAGGAGAUGAUAAUGAAGACCAUGUAGAAGAAGAAGAUCCUGAAGUACAGCUCGAGUUGGGUUAA